Molecule: messenger RNA, 805 nt
Organism: Saimiri boliviensis boliviensis (Bolivian squirrel monkey)
Lineage: Eukaryota; Metazoa; Chordata; Mammalia; Primates; Cebidae
Gene: BIRC5
Product: baculoviral IAP repeat containing 5
Source: RefSeq, a predicted model, not a curated record
CAGACGGCCGCGCGGGGGACCGCCUAAGAGGGCGUGCGCUCCCGACAUGCCCCGCGGCGCGCCAUUAACCGCCAGAUUUGAGUCGCCGGACUGUUUGGCAGAGGUGGCGGCGGCGGCAUGGGUGCCCCGACGUUGCCCCCUGCCUGGCAGCCCUUUCUCAAGGACCACCGCAUCUCUACAUUCAAGAACUGGCCCUUCUUGGAGGGCUGCGCCUGCACCCCGGAGCGGAUGGCCGAGGCGGGCUUCAUCCACUGCCCGACUGAGAACGAGCCGGACUUGGCCCAGUGUUUCUUCUGCUUCAAGGAGCUGGAAGGCUGGGAGCCAGAUGACGACCCCAUAGAGGAACAUAAAAAGCAUUCAUCUGGUUGCGCUUUCCUUUCUGUCAAGAAGCAGUUUGAAGAAUUAACCCUCGGUGAAUUUCUGAAACUGGACAGAGAAAGAGCCAAGAACAAAAUUGCAAAGGAAACCAACAAUAAGAAGAAAGAAUUUGAAGAAACUGCGAAGAAAGUACGCCAUGCCAUCGAGCAGCUGGCUGCCAUGGAGUGAGGCCUCUGGCCGGAGCUACCUGGUCCCAGAGUGGCUGCACCACUUCCAGGGUUUGUUCCCUGUUGCCACCAACCUUCCUGUGGGACCCUUAGCAAUGCUGUAGGAAAGGAGGUCAACAUUUUCAAAUCAGAUACUUCAACUAUACUCUUGUUUUAUCUUGAAAGUGGCACCAGAGGUGCUUCUACCUGUGCAGCUGGUGCUGCUUAUAACAAUGACUGCUUCUCUCUCUCUCUCUCUCGCUCGCUUGCUCUCUCGCUCU